AUGACUCGGGGUAUUCUGUGCCGUGGCUGUGACGUAUUAACAAACCACUAUUUGGUGCUGCCAGUUCCCAAUAGAAAUAAUUAUUAUAAAGCAUGCAUCCGACAAGUUAACAUUCAAUGGAAAAACCAAAGAAAAGAUGAACUGAUCAAGCUCGAUUCUACGAACUUACUUCCUACAUACAUUAUGAUAGAGAGUAGUAUAUCAGAUAGAGUAAAGGUUAUCGCCUAUUGCUCUUUAUCUAAGAUACCAUCAUGUGCCCGACGAUGUUUGCUUGAAGUUAUUGUUAAAAAUGAUAAUUGCUAUUACCUAAAUAUUGAAUAUAUAUUUGUGGGAAUAAAAGAUAUUCAAGUUCUAUUUUCACGGUUUAACUGCAGGUAUUAUCAAGUCAGUUUUAAAAAUAUUAGCUCCAACCUGUAUAACUCCAAUUGCUACACUUUAACACAUAAUAAAAAACUGGAAACAAUAAAAAAAAACAUUAUUACAAAAAAUCCUUCAAACUGGAUUGCAAGGGAGCAGGAGAAGUUGAAUGAGGAUGUGUAUUUUCAGCGUCAAAACUAUUUUUAUUAUUAUUACUACAAUGAAUUAGAAGAUGAUGACGAUGAUGACAAGAAUCUUCAAACGCCUACUCGUAAAAUAUAUAAUGGUCCGCCGCCUCCAACUUCAUCUGAACCUUAUAUUGUAACACCGAUUCACCAUCAUCCUGAACUAAAGGAACAAUGUGUUCGUUUGAUAAACUUCGAAUGGCCGCGGUCAAGAAUGGCACGAUUUUUGAGUUUGGAAACAUCGACAGACACCUUACCUACCUCAUUGAUACUGUCGCAAAUGAUCAAUGGAAUUAAUACCGUCCUUGGACACGCAAAACUUACUAAUGUUCCAGCAGAUAGCAAUGCUGUCUUUUUAGAAUCGGUCGUUGUUGAUUUUCGUUAUCGUGGUCGUGGAAUUGGAACCUAUUUGGUAAAUGAAGCUGAACGCUAUUGUACUAAGACCUUAAAUAUUGAUAAUGUUUAUUUGGCGACAUAUGGUCAAGAAGUAUUUUAUGCGAAAUUAGGAUACAUAUUUUGUAAUGCCAUUAAUCUUUUUGGCACUAACACAACUCGAAAUACAUCUAGUAAAAAACAUUGGAUGAAAAAGGUUCUUUCUGAUUGGAAGAUUGAAUAUUUAGAUAGUAGAAAUAAUGAACUCACAGCAUCUCCAACAUUCGUUACAGAGAAAAAACUUCAUUCACGUGCGCACAUGUUGACUGAACAUAUUGGUGAGCACAAGCUCGGUGUAGAUACUCGCUUAUGUGUGGAUGUCGCGAGCCUAGUUGAUGUAUGGGAUGCUCGUGUUUACGGCCAACUCGGUUGUAAAAACCGCGCUGGUAACUAUGACAUUUCCAUACAAAACAUGUCAAGCCAACUGAACACCGAAAUAGCUAUCGAAUGUCCUGCGGAACAGUAG
Molecule: messenger RNA, 1440 nt
Organism: Sabethes cyaneus
Lineage: Eukaryota; Metazoa; Arthropoda; Insecta; Diptera; Culicidae
Gene: Naa80
Exons: 4
Coding region: 1-1440 (479 amino acids)
Biological process (GO): protein acetylation
Cellular component (GO): cytoplasm
Molecular function (GO): N-acetyltransferase activity; acetyl-CoA binding
Source: RefSeq, a predicted model, not a curated record